Molecule: messenger RNA, 977 nt
Organism: Hippocampus comes (tiger tail seahorse)
Lineage: Eukaryota; Metazoa; Chordata; Actinopteri; Syngnathiformes; Syngnathidae
Gene: psmg2
Product: proteasome (prosome, macropain) assembly chaperone 2
Exons: 7
Coding region: 135-923 (262 amino acids)
Biological process (GO): proteasome assembly
Cellular component (GO): nucleus; cytosol
Source: RefSeq, a predicted model, not a curated record
UCAACGAGAAUGAGUUGUCGACGCCGCACGAGAAGGACCCAGAGCGCCUGACAUGAAAACUGGAGGAAGUAGAAUGAUUCAAGCUUUUAAUUUUUUACAGUAUUAACAAAAGAGAAAAAUCACACAAAACAACCAUGUUUAUCACAUCACAAAACUCCCCGCCGGUGUUUAAGGAUCUGACACUUGUUAUGCCAGCGGUGGCGGUGGGCAACGUGGGGCAACUGGCGGUGGACCUCCUCAUAUCCACGCUCAGCCUGCCCAGGGUGGGCUACCUGCACACGGACUGCGUCAUCCCCAUGGCGGGCAACAACCCGUACGCCACCGGCCAGGACGACGCGGGGGAAUUGCAUACGGCCUCAGAAGUAUAUGCCGCACCUGAGCUCAAGCUAGCGGUUCUUCAGAUCAGGUCACCAGUUGUCAAGAGCAAAUCCAGACGGUUCCGUCAGCUGCUGCUGUCGUGGAUCAAGGCCAGCGGCUUCUCCCGGACACUGGUCCUGUCCAGCAGCCACGCCUACCAGAGGGACGACCAGCAGCUGCGAGGCACUCCGUUCAGGUACCUGGUCACGCCGAGCCUGCUGAGGAGUAGCGGUGAUGCCUUCAAGGAGCUGGGCUGGAGGGAGCUGGAGAGGCUGCCUCUUUGUCUGGGACGUUUAGACGCCGGCGCAGACGAGACAAAACUCGCUAUCCCCGGCGGCGGCAUCACGAAAGGCCUCUACACGGACAGUUGCAGAGAGGACGUGCCUCUGGCCGUGCUGCUGCUCUUCUGCUCGGAGGGAGACAACGUGCCCGACGCCCUGUCGCUUGUCAGUCACCUGGACGACUGGCUCCACCUGCUGGACGACGCGAGCCGGGAGGUCAAAUGGAAGAUCCCAACUUCCUGGAAUUUGCUGUUUGGAAGCGGCAUCCCUCCAGCCAUCUUCUGAAUCACUUUUUGUAACCUUGCUCUAGAUUUCAUUAAAAAGUUCUAUCACCGAGAA